Astrephomene gubernaculifera is the source of this 2150-nucleotide messenger RNA. The record is from the annotation of a GenBank genome assembly. Lineage: Eukaryota; Viridiplantae; Chlorophyta; Chlorophyceae; Chlamydomonadales; Astrephomenaceae.
CACUGUUUCAGCUGCCGCCGCCGCCACCGCCGCUGCUGCUAAAGAUGGCAUGGCCUCUGCGAACGGCGCUGCUGCUGCCACCACUGCUGCCAGCCAUGCCGUGACGAUCAACACGAGCAGCAGCGUGAGCGCUGGCGGUUGCACGGGUGUGGGCAGCAGUGUUGGGUUUGGCAGUUGGUGUCCCGCGGGUCGCCGCGUGCAGCUGCAGGAGCGGGCGGUGGAUGCGGCGGUUGGCGCGUUAGAGGAGCUCUUCACAGCGCACAAGGCGCCUUUGGGUCUUUUGAAGGUCGCCCCCUUCACAUACCACCUCACAAACGGCCCUAGCACCUCCUCCUCUGCGGCCACUGCCUCCUUUACUCCCACAUGCUCUUCCGCCAACGGCAGCAGCAACGCUAGCGGCAACGCUAGCAGCAGCAGCGGCUAUUGUAACGGAGGGAACAGCGGCAGCAGCAACAGCGGCACGGGCUUUGUCACCAGCAGCCGCCGCCUUCAUUUGAAGUUGCUGCCUGACGGCCGCCUGGCGGUGAACCGCGGCGGAGGGUGCGAGGAGCUCACAGCGGCCCUGGCGAGGCUGCCCCUGCCUCCUCCUCCGCAGCAGCAGCAGCAACAGCAGCAAACAAUACAGGCAGCAGCGCCGCAGCAGCCGACGCAGCAGCAGCGGCAGCAGCAGCAGCAGCGGGAGGCAGCACAACGUGGAGGUCUAGGAGGCGGCAGAAGUGAGGCUACUCGUCUUGCGGCUGUGUAUACAGCAUCAGUUGCGGCACCGGUGCUUGCUGUUGCAGCUACAGUGGCAACCGGUAGCGGCAGUAGCAGUGGCAAGAACGGUAAUACCAGCGGUUUCAGCAAUGGUAGUGGCGGUAAGGGAAUGACAACAGCGGCGGCGGUGGCGGAGGGUAAUGCGGUGAAGGCGGCGUGUGACGGGGCGGCGCAAGUGCAAAUGGCAGCUGCUUGAUGAAUAUUGGGACGCGGCGGGAUGUGCGAGUGUAGAGAGUGCAAGCAUGGUACGAGCUGAGAACAAGGUGUAAACGAAACAAUCCAACCCUUGGCGUUGUGCAUAGCGUUACCAGUUGCAAGUGUUGAUAGGUGUGCACUGUGUGUUCUUGUAGGAGGUAGCUUCGGAUGCAUGGUAGUAGGAUGGGGGCUCUGGAUCACACCGACCCCAAACCAGGCAUGCGCUUGCUUUGAAGUCAACACGGCAGUGAGUUAGCUACUUAGGCAGUGGGUCAGUUAGGUAGUGAGCUACUUAGGCAGUGAGUCAGUUGAACAGUUAGUUAGUUAGUUAGGCAGUGAGUUAAUUGGGCAGCCAAUCAGUUGGGCAGUGAGCCGGUUAGGCAGUGGGCGUACGGCACGUGAUCCGCGCUCCUGACGAGUGGGCCCGCGAGGGCUAGCAAUGGAGGUGCAUAGGCUGGGAAGUUGCUUUGCCGUAGGAUGGGAAGAGGUACCGGCCGCGGGUGGCUUCCCCGGGAUAACCGCUUGCCUGGUCCUGAAGGGCUCUUGAGUCACGGGUAAGCGGGCGUAGCGCAAUAUCCUAUCAGGGCAGGGCAGGAGCCAUGCUGUGAUGUGUUCGUUGCUGGCUUCAAGAGGCAGCAGCAGCUCACGAGCGGCGCGAGAUGAUGUUGAUGAAUCCCUUGGGACCCAAAGGCAAUGUUUGGUUUUAAAUGUUUCUAGUUUGAAAUCCGUCGCGGGCUCUGUGUAUACGAUAUAGCACAGGGCGUCGUCUUUCCCUUUGUGAGCUGCUAUGAAACACCCCACAUCCCCCGGAGCACGUGAGUCUGUUUUCGUUACGUAGUUGCCAUAUGCCAUUGUUUUGUUUUAUAGAGUAGUCAGUAACUUUUGGCGAUGAUCCGGUGACAGCAUAUUCGGGCAGGAGCGUGUCGAAGUUAUUACUUUGUUAGUGGCUUGUGAGGUGAUAGGCUUAGGUUACAUUGUUGCAGGCUUGCGGCUUGAACACAACGGUACUGGCUGGCUGGAUGGUGGUGUUGAUAUGACACCGUUUCAUGACCUAUCAUGAGAUUGUUUGUUAAUGGCAGGUUGUACGGCAAAACGGGAAGUGGACAUGUCCGCCUGAACAUGGAGUCUGGGACCGUCUGGACAUGUUGGCUGUGUCUGGGGUAAUAGGAACUAGCCGUUAGAAAUUUGUCAUACUCGAC